CGUUCACCUGGCCUACCUGGGAAUAUAUUUUUCCCGUUUCUCUUUCCGGAGGAAUUUAUUUUCUUUAUAAUUCCCACCCCGAUUCGGGCAAUAAUUUUCUUUGACUUCGUAGGACUAGAUAAGGCGUAAGGUUUAGUGGCCUUAACAACCCCCAACAACAACAACAAUAGCAACAAGAUUUCACGAGUCUUGUCUUAAGAGAUUGUCUGUAUGUAUCCUGAAGAAAAAAAGAAAAUUAAUUGAGGGUUUCCACGACGCUAUAAGCCUUCAAGUACAUGCUAAGUACAGAAGGCGACAGACUUAAAACUAGUUAAAGAUGAGUGCAAGCUCGAACCAACGUCCGUGUGGGUAUGGUAGACAGCUGGGACCUGAUGGAAGGGACGUGAGACCUGCAAACAUCUUGGAACGAGAUGUUAAUGUGGUGUGGACGGUGGGGAUGGAGGAGAUGCUCAUAUAUUUCGUGAGGGCCAACCGCAUGCUGUGGGACCCCAAGCACCCACACUUCACCAAGCCCAUGCUCAAGAGGAGGAAGGUGGAGGACAUUGCUGCCAUCAUCAAGAGAGAGUCUGCAUCACAUGGAGAACUCAACAUUACUGCAGAAGAUGUAUGGAAGAAAUACAGGAAUUUACGGAACUCCUUCCUGCGUGAAGUAAAACGAACAAGUGAUAUAAGACGUGAGAGAGGGAUUAAGACGCAUACCUCCAGCUGGGUUCAUUUUAACAGGAUGCGAUUUUUACUAAGUUCUCUGAAACUCCAAGUCGGCCAUACUCGCCCAGACACUUCUUGUGCUGAGGAGGGGUGUAAUCGUUCAUCAAUGAAAGAAGAAAUCCGUGAUAUUAGUGCAGCUAUUCGUGAUGAGAGUGAAAGGCUUCAGCAAGAAAGUCAGGAAGAAGUGAGGGUUGGUGGGGAGUGGGAGACUUCUGAAGGAGUUGCCCCCUCUCCUACUGUGUUUCCUGGCCAUGAGGGUGCUGCCUCCUCCUCUUCUUCUGCAUUCACCAGACCUACAAAAUCUACAUUUUUGCAGCCUGUGCAAUUGAAUUACAACACCGAGACUUGUGUAUCAGCAAAAAAGAGAUCAGAGCCAAGUAGUACUAGAACAAUGCGUUCUGAUGACUUGGAGAGAGCUGCAAAAGUAUUGCGGAGUCUCGAGAAAGAUCCAGACAUUGCCGAAUGUUUUGGAAAAUUUGUUGCAGCUUCAAUUCGGAAGUUACCAGAAGAAAAUCAACAUGCUCUAAUGUCAAAAAUCACUCAGGUGAUGUCUGAACAUCACACAAUUAAUUUAUCUUAGCCCUGCUUUUAAUUUUACUGGAAUUUUUUUUUAUACAAGUAUUUAGAUUAAUGUGCAAAUUAAAAUGUGUAGCUGUAGAUCACAUACAUUCAACUAUUUUUAUAUGCCUUGGCAGAUUAUAUGACAUGUAUAUUACACUACAUUUCAAGUGUUAUAAGGUUUCAUAAUGUACAUAGACAGCCACUUUUUAUAAUACGGUUGCGUGGGUGUGUGCUUCAGGCAUUACUGAUGCAUGUAGACUUCAUAAGCUUCAUUGCAGCCCCUUAAAGGAAGCUUUCAUUAAGGACAAGGCAUUUAGGGUACAUUAUAGUGAUUGCUGGUUUUUACUUUAGGGCUGCUGCUUCUCUAAAUGGAGAUUUUAACAGCCUUCUUUAGUUAUCAUUAUCAAGAUGCACUUACUUUCAGAUACAUAUAGUAGUAUGCUUUCUUUGAUUUCAGUAUUUUGACAUGUAAGUUUUACUGCUCUAAUAAUUUUACUUUUGAUUUCAUAACUGCUAUUUUGUAUGUUAAAAUAAAAUUUUUAGAAUUUAA
This is a messenger RNA of Cherax quadricarinatus, 1819 nucleotides long. RefSeq lists its product as uncharacterized. The record is from RefSeq and is a predicted model, not a curated record. NCBI's taxonomy places the organism in Eukaryota, Metazoa, Arthropoda, Malacostraca, Decapoda, Parastacidae.